AAGUAUCUGUCACACACACUGACAACUGGGAAACCUCCCGCACCAAACAGGUGUCCUCCUCCUUCAGAGCCACAGUCACAUCACCGGGGGGCUGCAGACUCUCUCCCUCUACUCCUCUGAACGCUGCUCUUUACUUUAUCUGUCCUGACAACUUCCAGGAAAUAGCUUGAACACAUAUCUACAAAUGAUGCACUCGGCACAGAAAGACACCACCUUCACCAAGAUCUUUGUUGGAGGUCUUCCUUAUCACACUACGGACACCAGUCUAAGGAAGUAUUUCGAGGUGUAUGGAGAUAUCGAGGAGGCGGUUGUCAUCACCGAUCGGCAGACGGGGAAAUCCAGAGGUUAUGGAUUUGUCACCAUGGCAGACCGGGCCUCUGCUGACCGAGCCUGCAAGGAUCCCAACCCCAUAAUAGACGGCAGGAAAGCCAAUGUGAACCUGGCCUACCUGGGAGCCAAGCCCAGGGUCAUACAGCCAGGUGAGGGACUGGACCACAGCUUUAUUUCCCAACUUCAAGAUGAUCAAGGAUUUGCAUUUGGAAUGCCUCAGAUCCAUCCAGCAUUCAUCCAAAGGCCUUAUGGAGUUCCUGCCCACUAUGUCUACCCUCAGGCCUUUGUCCAACCCAGCAUGAUGAUCCCUCAUGUACAACCUUCUGCUGCUACAGCAACAGCUGCUGGUGCCACUUCCCCAUACCUUGACUAUACUGGAGCAGCGUAUGCCCAGUACUCUGCUGCUGCCACCGCUGCCGCAGCUGCUGCUGCAUAUGAGCAGUAUCCUUACGCGGCCUCACCAGCACCAACAAGCUACAUGACUACAGCAGGGUAUGGAUACGCUGUCCAGCAGCCACUCGGCACUGCUGCCACCCCAGGAUCUGCCGCUGCUGCUGCCGCCUUCAGCCAGUACCAACCUCAGCAGCUCCAGACAGACCGCAUGCAGUAAAACCAUGAAAACGACCUUUAAGGAGGAAAGGAGGUCCGCUCAUCCAAUGAAGAGGGCAAAGUUAUGUAGGGGAAGACCGUAGGGGCUAAAUGAGGGUUGUCACACCCAGGUUUUAAUCGGGCAGUCCUUCUACCAAAGAGCCUGAAGAAAAUCACCAAAAAUGUGGAGAGAAAUGAGGAAUUACUGCAUUUCUUUUAUUCAAGAGAGAGCAGUAUUUUUUGGCACUAUUGAAUAUAUAUGAAUAUUUAUUCAGCAGGAAAGUAAUUCAUGUUAAUUGAAGUAGACUCACUUGACCUCAUGUCAACCAUUGCUGAAUUGUGUAUAUAUUUGCAUUCACGUCUUAUGAUCAGGUUUCUUCCCCAGUUCUUUGAAAACAAACCAAAACACUUUCAUAAAUAUGAGAACAGUAUGUUACGUCAACACACAGUUUUCAGUAUUUCAUAGUUUUUGACCAGUAUUUUGUUUGGUAAAACUUUUGCCAGGAUUGUUCUCUUUUUUUAUAACUGUUUGGAGUGAGAUAGAUUAGACAACGUCAACUAGUUCCCUUUAAAAAUGUAUUUUCUCGCUGUUCAUAAGACAAGAUGCUGAAGUGACAGCUGAAGCUGGUAAAAGCACUCCCUUUUCUUCCCUUUUUAAAAUGCACCUCAAGUUAACUCCGAAUAAGGGAAGAAACAUUUUUGAACGUGAAUCUUUCAUUUUGACAAAAUGUUUCAUAAUGUGCCUUUAAAUUAUGCUAUUUAUGUAUUUAUUAAGAAGCCUUACAGUAAUAAACCCUUUAAUUUGUGUUUGUGUGUUAAUAAUAAGCCUGAUAUAGAACAUGUCAACAUGUGCUGCUGCAUAAUGAUCAAGAGCAUGUGUAGGAUGUUUAGACUUGGCUUAACAAAGCGAUACACUGUGUAUAAAGAACAAAAGAUGAGUGGAAAGGUAGCAAUAAGUCCAACGUAUUUUCUGUUUUCUCAAAUAGAUUCUUAAUUCUUUAAUGUCGCUUUUUAUACUUGACCAGUUUGAUUAUAGACAAAAUUUACAUUUGAUGUCAUUACACAUUGAAUGUUUUCUAAUGCAAGGACAUCACCUGUUUCACCUUGCAUUUUGUAAUGCAUGACUCAAAAUAAUGCAAACAUUUAAUAUGUGAAAUAAAAAUAAAACUUCCCUAUUC
Messenger RNA from Cottoperca gobio, 2096 nucleotides. It is a transcript of the gene rbm24b, whose product is annotated as RNA binding motif protein 24b. Gene Ontology annotation, cellular component: nucleus; cytosol. Gene Ontology annotation, molecular function: mRNA 3'-UTR binding. Lineage: Eukaryota; Metazoa; Chordata; Actinopteri; Perciformes; Bovichtidae. Gene Ontology annotation, biological process: positive regulation of myotube differentiation; regulation of alternative mRNA splicing, via spliceosome; mRNA stabilization. The record is from RefSeq and is a predicted model, not a curated record. The coding region runs from base 185 to 940 and encodes 251 amino acids. The transcript has 4 exons.